This is a messenger RNA of Colletotrichum phormii, 903 nucleotides long. RefSeq lists its product as uncharacterized. Bases 1 to 903 code for a protein of 300 amino acids. Lineage: Eukaryota; Fungi; Ascomycota; Sordariomycetes; Glomerellales; Glomerellaceae. The record is from RefSeq and is a predicted model, not a curated record. The transcript has a single exon.
AUGUCUCGCAAACUGUACGAUCCUCCUUUCCACUACAGCCCACGACGGCCCUACCUAGCGCGAUACCCGUCGCCCUCGGCGCUUGAGAUCGAGGCAUAUCUAGCGUCGUUCUCACACGUGCACGACCGCGCAUCCUCACCGACCAUGAGCCCCCCAUCGAGCGGCCGACACCGGGAGGAGGAUCAUGAGGCCAGGGAACGCGGGGUCUGGCGACGGGAAGCAAGCGGAGGCGAGACGGAGCACGUCUCGCAAACCGUAGGAAACCUUUCGCUCGUCCGCCAGGCCCCGCGGGACCCCAAGGCUCUUGUCCGCUCUCGCCAGUAUCGCCUCAUUCAAAUCAGGCUGUUGCUAGUCCAAGUCCAUGACCAGCUCAAAAUUGCACACGAGGUCUACAACACAGCGUUCGAGAAGUUCCUGAAACAGGUGGCGGAAACCAGCAAAUCUGCCAGCCCAGCGACACAGGAUAACAUCUGGGUCGACAUGCUGUCGACGGAUGCAGAGAAGGGCAAGAAGGAGGCGACCAAGAAAAGGCUGCCGCCACCGAUUGACUUUGAUACGGUUAUGGCGCAGGUGGAGACAUGCUUGCAAUCACUCGAAGGCGCUCAAAUGAAGUACUCGCCGCUAGCUUCCGGUUUUGACGACACAUGCCCAGACGCCGAGGGCCACUUCAAGGUAGUCAUUGACGCUGUCAAGGAAAUCGUCGACCUGGCCGCAAAGGCCCCGAAGGAGAAUCUCGUUUGUGAGGAUCUAGUGGCGCGCCUUGAUAGAGCUCGGGGUUUGGCCGAUACCACUUCCCACGUCUGGAAAGCCGUGCUGUGGAAGUUGCCACCUAGAGAUAUUUGGCAUGUAGACGAUUCGCAGGAUCCGAACAACAAUGGCGAGGGUGGACAAAACAACGAAUAG